CUUACUUGCAACGAACGAGCAAGAGUGACACUCAAGAUGAAGUUCUUCGACAGACAUAGCAAAGCACCGGGAACCGAGGCUGCUCUCAGCACCAGCCAUGCAGCUCCCGAGAGUGAUCUUGAAGAGAAACAUGGUUCAACCACAGAUAGUCCUGAGAAUCCCUCGCUCGAGGUCUUGCCAGACCAGGAUGUUCAGGGGGGUGUUAAGAAAGCUCAAGCUAUCACACUCAGCUGGACAAAGAAAGAGUUACUCAUUGCUUAUGCUUGCGUGUUUCUUGUAUUCUUUGUCAAUUCUAUGCAACAGCAGAUCCAAAAUAACCUGGGUGUCUAUGUCACCUCAGCCUUCCUCUCGCUUCCUUUGUAUGGAACAACCUCAAUCGUUUCCGGGAUCGUGGGAGGUGUAAUCAAGCUUCCAGCCGCCAAGUUCAUUGAUUUAAUUGGACGUGCUGAGGGUUUCGCAAUCUUUACCUUCCUUGCUACUAUGGGUCUUGUCAUGAUGGCUGCUUGCCGCAACGUCGAGACAUACGCUGCAGCCCAGGUCUUCUAUUGGGUUGGAUUUAAUGGGAUGGCAUACGUGCUAGACGUCUUCCUUGCGGACACUUCGAGCUUGAAGAAUCGGGCAUUGUGGUUCUCAUUCUCAACGGCGCCAUACAUCGCCACCACUUUCAUUGGUCCACCGGCCGCAUCUUCCAUCUAUAAGACUAGUGGCUGGCCAUGGGGGUUCGGCAUGUUUGCUAUCAUUACACCAUUCAUGACACUCCCAAUUUUCUUCGUCCUGUACCACAACCAGCGCAAGGCAGUCAAACAAGGGGUUCUUGUCAGGGAGAAGAGUGGGCGAAGCUUGGUUCAAAGCAUCGUUUACUACUUCUGGGAGUUCGACAUCAUUGGCCUGCUCCUUAUCAUUGCAGGUUUCUCGCUUUUCCUCCUCCCCUUCUCCCUCGCCUCCUACCAAUACAACUCAUGGGGCUCUGCAACGAUCAUCGCCAUGCUUGUCGUUGGACUCCUAUGCCUAUUCGCCUUCCCUUUCUAUGAGAGGUAUUUGUCCGUUAAAUCGUUCAUCCCGUUCCACCUCCUCACGGAUCGCUCUGUGCUAGGCGCCUGCCUACUUUCAGGUUGCCUCUUCAUCUCUUUCUACCUCUGGGAUUCCACCUUUAAUAGUUACCUGCAAGCUGUUCAUGGUCUUUCCAUCACCAAUGCCGGUUACGUCUACAACAUCUACAGCAUCGGCUCUUGCUUCUGGGGCAUAAUCGUUGGUAUCGCUAUUCGCGUCUCCGGUCGUUUCAAAUGGAUUGCCCUCGCUUCACUGUGUCUUCAAAUUCUUGGUGUCGGCCUCAUGAUUCACUUCCGUCAACCAAGUCAAGGCAUCGGCUAUGUGAUCAUGUGUCAGAUCUUCAUCGCUUUUGGAGGUGGCGCGCUUGUUAUUUGCGAGGACAUGGCUGUCAUGGCCGCUGCUCCUCAGGAGAAUGUCGCUUCCAUGCUUGCACUUAUCGGGCUCUUCACCUCUGUUGGUGGCUCGAUCGGUCAAGCUAUCUCGGGUGCCAUUUACACGAACAAAUUCCCUGCUGCGUUAGACAGAGCACUUCCCGGCAACGCGACGUUGAACGCGCUGUUGUAUGGCAGUUUGACUGAACAGUUGUUGUAUCCGAUUGGCAGCCCCGAAAGAACGGCGGUCAUCUAUGCGUACGCCGAUGCACAGUGGUACUUGACGAUUGUAGGGACCGUGUUCCUGGUUCCGUGCUUUGUAUUCAUUAUUAUCUGGAAGGACUUCAAGGUUAAGGAUCUUCGGAAGGUGAAGGGUCUAGCUGCUUAG
Lachnellula hyalina is the source of this 1809-nucleotide messenger RNA. RefSeq names its product Siderophore iron transporter mirB (gene mirB). Gene Ontology annotation, biological process: transmembrane transport. NCBI's taxonomy places the organism in Eukaryota, Fungi, Ascomycota, Leotiomycetes, Helotiales, Lachnaceae. Gene Ontology annotation, molecular function: transmembrane transporter activity. The annotation marks the transcript as partial. The record is from RefSeq and is a predicted model, not a curated record. The transcript has 5 exons.